UGUAGGAUGGCAGUGUCUCAGGACACUCCCGUGAUUGCAGAAUGCUAUAAACUUCACCACUUUAUCUUCUAAACUUUUUUUGAAGUGCCCAGGGGCCUCUGUUAAUUCUGGAAAAUGUACUUAUCGUAACUUAAAAGCAGGUUUUUCUUUCAAGUGUAAAAAAAAAAAAAAAAAAAAAAAAAAAAAAAAAAAACAAGAACAACUCGGCGUUGAUUGAAUUUGUCAUAACAGAACAGGGACCCGGAAGCAGAUGCAGCGUUGCUAUUUAUUAUUGGAUUCUCCUGUGUGUUUAUACUCAGCUGGAGUACACAGGCAGAGCAUACAUGAGAAGUUACUACAUCAGGAAUGGAAGAUGAGCAAAUCUCUGUAAAUGUUAUUGAGAAAGAAAUGCCGAGUAUUGACUCUAAAGAUUUGGACCUGGAGAAUUCCAGGAACUCAGAAGAAGAAUCUGUCGACAUUGGGAUAGAAAAUGCAGACUUUGUAAACAACGGCCAGCAAAUGAAAGUUAUACAACCCGAUGUUGUUCUGGACGUGCAGACACACAGGUUAGACAUUUGCGUUGAUCAGGAUGAACUGAGUGAUCAGGAAAUUGUAAGGAAACCGACAGCUGUUGACAUUUUAAAGAAAGGCUUCGGAACAUCAAAUCCUACAGCAAGUAAUACUAUUGAUAAUAUUAACAAGGACGAUCAGAAAGAAAGACGGGAUGUCUCUGUGGAUGUGAUUCUUAAAAGGGGAACAGACCAACAAGGAAACUGUACAGAAAGUGGAAUAAAAAGCGAACUUUGUAUUGAACAUGAUCACGAGAACGUAGAAAAAAAUGUCACACUGACUUCUGAUGAUGAAGUGAAAUUUACUUGCACAGAAUCUGAGACUGACUAUGUUACCUAUACGACGAGUACCAUUCAAUCAAAAGGCAACGAGGAAACCUUCCAGUCUAAGGGACAUGUUUACUGCACUGUGCACUGUAUGAAAAAUGACAAUUACAGGAGGUCGCCAUUAGACAGUUUAGGAGAACAACCCCGUGAGGAAGGCCAAAUAACAGCAUCAUCACCGGUGAUCAAUCACACACGUGUGGACUUGCAUCCGCAAACAGAGACAGAGCUGGAUCUUUAUUACAAUGAGCCUUUCAACAUAUCGAGUCUGAUUGAUUCCAAUUCUUUGGGGACCCUUUACUCUGGGGACUACAAUCCCUUUAUUGUGCUGACUUGUCGCGUUUGUCUGGAAGAUAAACAUAUCAAACCGCUUCAUUGUUGUAAGAAGGCAGUAUGUGAGGAGUGUCUGAAAAGGUACCUGAGCUCACAGGUGCAGCUUGGGCAGGUGGAUGUUAAGUGUCCGAUCCCAGAGUGCAGUGCGCACCUGGAGGAGAGCAUGGUGGUGGCUCACCUCCCUAAUGAGGAGGUGGUGAAGUACAAGUACUUCCUGGAGCUGAGCAGGGUGGGCUCCAGCACCAAGCCCUGUCCACAGUGCCAGCACUUCACCACCUUCAAGAAGAUAGGCAAUGUUGACAGCCCUAGCAAAGCUGAAAACAAGUACAAGAUCCUAUGUGAAGUGUGCCAACUUGUAUGGUGUUUUAAGUGUCACUCGCCUUGGCAUGAAGGUCUGAACUGUAGAGACUACAAGAAGGGAGACAAGUUGCUGCGCCACUGGGCCAGCGAAAUUGAACAUGGACAGAGGAAUGCCCAGAAAUGUCCCAGGUGCAAGAUCCAUAUCCAGAGGACGGAAGGCUGUGAUCACAUGACCUGUUCCCAGUGUAACACUAACUUCUGUUACCGUUGUGGAGAGAGAUACCGCCAACUUCGCUUCUUUGGUGACCAUACCUCAAACCUCAGUAUUUUCGGCUGUAAAUUCCGCUACCUCCCAGAGAAACCUCACCUGCGCAGAUUAGUGCGUGGUUCUGUGUGUGCAAGCAAAAUCCUUAUUGCUCCUCUUGUUCUAGUGCUGGUGCUGCUGUUUGGAACUGUAGCUCUUGUAAUAGGUUUAAUUGUCUUUCCUAUCUACUACCUUUGUAAAAGACACCGAAAAAGGACUCAUGGUAGCGGGAGAUGGUUCUGCUGAGGAAAACAGGCCUUCGAAGGACACAAUGUACUUGUUUAACAGAGAGCAAUAGUAUGUACCAAAUACCCACCCAACACCGUUGAAAUCAACUCUUGUCAGUUGUGGUCUCAAGAGUGCACUGCAGUGGAGUAUAGCACCACUUCUCCUUCUGUUUACUAGACAAAGGCCAUAUAUCUUUGUUAAAUUCAUUAUUUCACUGUGUGUACAUGGAUACAGCCAGUCCCUUCAAUUUCCACACCUCCCAAUAAACAGGUUUGUUUGGGUUUUUUUUUGACAAAUUCCCAGUCUUCCAUACUUGGAUACCAAGAAUGCACAACUCUGUGCUUUUACCACUCGUUCCAUUCAGAAAAUCUACUUCAACAAUUUUAAUACUGCUGAUGUUGGUGGUUACAAGAGGUUUGCGGGCCCCAGGGCUUUGCCCAAGGCGUGUAUUUUAUAUACAGUACAGGGUGGUUAUAUAUCAAAUAUUACUUAUUGACUAAACAGCAAUGAUGGAGAAAAGUAAUUGGUCACACAGCACGGAAAUCUGGUAGAUGUUGUCUCGUAAUGUUUGGGUGACAAUGGAAGUAUAGCAUGUGGCAUCUCCACCUACCAUAUUUCAGUGCCCUUUGACCAAGAGGUCACUACAUGCACUGUCUUCCUUUGAGUUCUUUGUCGGGUUCACUCAAUUCAAAUCUAUAUGAAACAGUAACAAAUAAAACUUUUAUUGUAUGAGUGAUGCUGAUAUUUAGCAAAGUUUUUUUUUUUUUAAAUUGUAUUUAUUCCUCCUCUUGAGACAAAUGCGAAACUGUUUGUUGUUGACUUUUACUUCAUGACAAGAUAGGAAUAUACACAAAUUGAAAGCUUAGAUGAGAAGGACUUGAUGACUGUGUACACUAGUCUUAGAAAGAGCUGUACGUUUUAAUUUGCAGUUUGGCUUCCUGACUUUAACACCUGCGUAGCAGAUACGUUCUUUAAAUUAUCUCCUACAUAGGCGGUAAUUUGCAUUAGGACGCUGCUGUAGGGAUGCACCGAUUUCGGAUACUUUUUUUCCCAAAUGAAUAAUACAAUUGCGAUUUAUCAGUGCAGCCAGAAACCUGAGAUAGAAUUACAGUCUUAUGUGCACAGUUUUGGUAUAUAUUAUGUCAUAACAUGGUGACGUAGCAGACAGAAAUUGUAGAACCGGCAGUGUUUCUUUUUAACGAUUUAAAGUGUUGAGAAUAACCUUGGAAAACUGAUUUAUUAGAAUUUUUAAACAACUCAUUUUAAACCUCAGUAUUUUAAUUUUUUUUACUUAUGUUUGUUGGGAGGAGCAGAGGGUGAUGUGCAGGAAAAUUAUAUGAAUUAUUACUACGAAUUGGAAUAGAAAAUUCACUUGACAUUUUUGGUGCCAAUGUACUGGUGUCAGAGUUUGUUUUUAAAAAUGAAGGUUAGCAGUUUUAUUAUCAAUCAUAUUAUACACAGGCACUCUCACACCAGCACCUAAUCUUAUUAUACAUGGUUCUUGCACCACCACCAUGUACAAUAAACACUGAAGUUUAUAGGAAAGGUAUCAUUCACAAUGUAUUAUUAUUAUUAUUAUUAUUAUUAUUAUUAUUAUUAUUAUUAUUAAAGUAAAACUCAAAUUACAGAUUAUGUUAUUUUAUUAAUAAUCGCCACCGAUUCUGAUCCGAUGAUCAGUGCAUCCCUAUACAUCCCAAAUUUGAUUUGCAUUAUAUGGCUGUACUAUAUGUAAGUCUGAGAGGAAAAUGCCAAUUAAAAAAAAAGAAAGUAAUUGGUGAAAGCUGCUGACAGACUGUGUUUUUUUUUUUAUUGUUUGUUUGUUUUUUUUUUUA
Molecule: messenger RNA, 3869 nt
Organism: Polyodon spathula (Mississippi paddlefish)
Lineage: Eukaryota; Metazoa; Chordata; Actinopteri; Acipenseriformes; Polyodontidae
Product: probable E3 ubiquitin-protein ligase RNF217
Exons: 6
Coding region: 346-2055 (569 amino acids)
Biological process (GO): positive regulation of proteasomal ubiquitin-dependent protein catabolic process; protein polyubiquitination; ubiquitin-dependent protein catabolic process
Cellular component (GO): ubiquitin ligase complex; cytoplasm
Molecular function (GO): zinc ion binding; ubiquitin conjugating enzyme binding; ubiquitin protein ligase activity
Source: RefSeq, a predicted model, not a curated record